Molecule: messenger RNA, 1389 nt
Organism: Aspergillus mulundensis
Lineage: Eukaryota; Fungi; Ascomycota; Eurotiomycetes; Eurotiales; Aspergillaceae
Product: ankyrin repeat domain-containing protein
Exons: 2
Coding region: 1-1389 (462 amino acids)
Molecular function (GO): protein binding
Source: RefSeq, a predicted model, not a curated record
AUGCCUUCCCCUUUGCCUCCACCAAGACUCCCCACGGAGAUCCUUCUCCUGAUCAUCAAACACGCCGUCGAAAUUUGGCCAAUACCAGAAAUCUUCAGAGCACGCCUUGUCAACAAGGAGGAGCAUUACAUCGAAAGAAGCCGCUUCAGCUAUCACUCAUGGGAUUGUUGGUCUUGGGGCUACUUGCCUCAGCCUCUAAAGCGCCAAUAUUUUCGCAAGAAGAUCAACCGCCACGAUGAGCGACCCUGUGGUCUCUCGCAAGCUGUGCACAAUAUUCUGGAUGAUACUGAGGCAAGUCUGAGGCGAGUAACAUCAGAUAGAGACGUGCAGAUUCAACUCAUAAUCGACGCGAUGGUUCCAGCGUAUUCUCCUCACUUAGCAUCAUAUCUGGACUCGGAUUUACACAAGCGUCGCAAGGAAACGUGGGAUUCUUACAGAAAAGUCUGCGAUUAUCAAAGUGCCCAAGUGAAGAUCAUGCUCAUGCUCGAUGCAAUCUGGCGCAAUGAUGCAGUAUACCUGCAGAUGCUGCUCGAUGAGAAAAGUGCCAGAUUACAUGUGACCUGGAGCGACCUCGGGGCAUACUAUCCAUUGUUCUUGGCGGCGCGAGAGGGGACUGGCGCUAUCAUGGAAACACUUCUGUUGUAUGGGAACUGGACAUCAGCAUGGAUACCCAAUUUCAAGAGGAUCUUUGCAGCGGCGGACGCAAAGGGGCCACUGAGGAUUGCUAUUCAGCGUGGCAAUCGAGACGUCAUAAAUACUUGGCUAGACGACUCACGAAUAUCUCGGGGCUCAGCAACUCUUCCCUGGACAGGCUUUUGCAUUGUAUACAUUAAUAUGGCUCGAAUCGGAGAUCUAGAGAUGAUCGAGUAUCUGGAUGAAAGAUCUAGCCGGUACGGGAAUGACACCGAGCCUCUGCAUUUUGAAGCGUUUGUGGAGGCAAUCAAGCAUAGUCAUGUGGCCGUUGUAGAAUGGUUGUGCAACACGGCGGACUUUGAUGUUGACCAAGAGACGAUCGAAUAUCCCAAAGGCUCGCUGUUUACAGCUUUCCAGGACUGUCCUCCAGCCCAUAUGUAUCGAAUGAUCGAGAUGAUCUUGCUGAAUGGGGCUGAUCCAAACCGUACAUAUCCAGCGGUGACGGGGACUCCACUGCAGGCCGCACUCCAGAUGAAUGGGCUGGAUAAGCAGGGGAUCGUUGAUCUCCUUCUAUUACAUGGCGCUGAUCCCAACGCUCGCACGCGAAAAGGUGUACGACGAAUGAGAGCACCCUUGCUUUACGCUGCCAGAAGGGGAGAGGUGGACCUUGUCCGUAAGUUGUUCAAGCACGGGGCCGAUACUCGAGUCAUCUGUCGACGCUUGACCGUCACAAUGAGGCAAGGCGAGGGAAUAUAA